Molecule: messenger RNA, 1446 nt
Organism: Ictalurus furcatus (blue catfish)
Lineage: Eukaryota; Metazoa; Chordata; Actinopteri; Siluriformes; Ictaluridae
Gene: rbp4l
Product: retinol binding protein 4, like
Exons: 6
Coding region: 729-1319 (196 amino acids)
Molecular function (GO): retinoid binding; retinol transmembrane transporter activity
Source: RefSeq, a predicted model, not a curated record
AUGUUGCUUAAUAAUAGAUUUAUGUAAUGUUUUAUGAACUUUUAUGAACUCCUAUGUGACAUAUCGCAUAAAACCUGCAAUGUCACUUGACGAGGUCUGACAUAAGCCUUUCAUGAAGCAUCUAACACUGUUUUAUAAAAGCUUAAUGUAAUGGUUAUGAGUGUGUUAUGAAGUUCAUAUGUAGGCACCCGUCCAAUAAAGUGUUACCAAACAAUUUUAGGUAAUUCUGAUCAUUUGUUCUGAAACUGUUGAUUAGCCAUUGCUUAGAAAGAAAAGCAAUAUACACUCAAAGUUAUUCUGGUAUCAUUUAGAGGCAAAAAAAAAACUCAACACCACCACUGGCCCAGAUCGUAUAUUAACACACAUACGUGUCUAAUAAACACAUAUGCACGACAUUUUCAGAGAGUCUCCUGCUUAUUUCACUUAUUAUCAGUUGUUUUUUGUUAUAUCAGUACAGCUUAUCGUGUUACAUAAAGCCUGACUUGUUUUUUUACAGGCACCAUGGGCGGGUUCAACCAAGAAUCCAGAUUACACAGAGGAUUUCUACAACCGGAUUAAGCUAAGCACCUUAUUUAGUAACAAGAAGUGAAAAUCAUCAAUAAGCCCGUCUGUGGAGUUGGUAUAAAGAGGCCACUGGUCUACGGAGACAUUGAAACUUGGUGGAGAAGUGGAAAACGCUCCAAUCGCUAUUUAUAAACUCUAACUCUGUCCAACUUCGACACGAAAGGAUGGAAUAUUACAGGUUCGCCUUGCUGGUAGUCUUCCUGUCCUACAUUGAGCGCUGUUGGUCUUCUUCCUGUGUGGUGGACAGCUUCACUGUCAAGCAGGACUUUGACCCGAAAAAAUAUGCAGGAAAGUGGUAUGCCCAGCAGAAGAAAGAUCCAGAAGGACUCUUCUUGCAGGACAACAUUUCUGCAGAGUACACUAUCGGAGAAGACGGAGCCAUGACUGCAUCUUCCAAGGGUCGCGUCACUCUGUUUGGAUUCUGGGUCGUGUGUGCUGACAUGGCUGCCCAGUACACGGUGCCUGAUCCGUCCACACCUGGCAAGAUGUUCAUGAACUACCAGGGUCUGGCCAGCUACCUGUCUAGUGGAGGUGACAACUACUGGAUCAUCGACACCGACUAUGACAACUACGCCAUCACCUACGCAUGCCGCACACUGAAAGACGACGGCACCUGUGAUGACGGCUACGCCAUUGUGUUCUCCCGUAACCCCCGCGGCCUGCCCCCAGCCAUCCAGCGCAUUGUGCGGCAGAAACAGGAGGAAAUCUGCCUGGCGGGACAGUUCAAACCCGUCCUGCAAUCAGGAGCCUGCUGAGGUCUCUGACACCUUCCUUUAGUACGCUGCCAUGAGAAGACCCAUCCAGCGCUUUAGAGAUGCAGAGGAUGAAGAAGGCAUCAGGGAGAAAAUUGUGUUGGGGACAAUAAAUAUUUUUUAAACAAAA